AUUUGUCUAGUUUAAAAUUAUGAUUUACAUCAAAUUCUGGCUUCAAAGAUGUUGUGUGUUCCGAAUUUCUUCAUCUUCCCACAUCUUCAUCCCAAACACAGAGCACCGUCCAAAAUUAGGGUAAAUUGCAGCUUGAAGAAGGAAAAAAGCAGCCUUUCAACUACCUGGCCUCGUAUAUCACUCUCUCUAUUCGCUUCAGGCUUCAUCUUAGGUCCUCUUAUCGAUGGACUUCACUCCAGAGUAAAUCUCGUCGUUUAUCAAAAUGGGUCCAUUGAUAUCGGUCCUCUUCUUCACACCAACAUCUGGGUUCCUCCAUUGCUUGGAGUAUUCUAUUGCACCGUUGGAUUACUACAACUCUUGUUAGAUGAGAAGUUAUCAACCAAUAAUGUUCUUCACCAGAAGAAUCUAGCUCAGAAGACUCUUCUGUCACUUGUAGGGCUUGUGGGUUUCAUUGAAUUGAGUGCUGAAAUGUAUAAGGCAGGAGUAUCGCCCAAUGUAGAAGCUUAUGCACUUUUUGCAGCAGCAGAGGCUAUAUGGUUUUUCUUUGACAGGACUUGGUUUGGAUUUGCAUUGGCUUCUGUUGUAGGCAUUUGCUGUCCUUUAGCUGAGAUUCCUAUAAUGAAGUUUUUUAAACUCUGGUACUAUCCACAAGCAAACAUCAAUCUCUUUGGAGAGGGAUUGGUCACUUGGACAAUCAUUUGUUAUUUUGUCUAUACACCGUUCUUGAUUAAUCUAGCGCGAUGGCUGAGAUCAAACGUGGCUAUUGUUGAUGUCGAAGAAAUGAAUGACUAGUUAAUUAAAGUGUAUAUUUUCUUUCGAAUAUUGAUUUAGAUUAUAUAAUGUUACCAAAUAAUUCUUAGCAUCCAUAACUCAAAUUCAAUUUCAUUCUAACAAGAUAACUAACUAACAUCUUAUUUUAGAGUUUACAUUCUAACAAGAUAACUAACUAACAUCCUAUUUUAGGGUUUGAACAAUGUUGAUGGCUAUCGUGGUAAGUUGAAAGAAAACAUUAUUAAUUCCAGUUAUUGGCGAUUGUGGCUUGGUAGGUUCAUUGGCGAAAGAGCCUUCACAAUUCCAAUCUGCAAAGAUAGCUGCAUUACCAGCCGACACUGACUCUGUGAAAGCAUUGGAGUUCAACUUUACCACGGCUAGAUGAAUAUUGUCGAUUAUACUCUUGUAAUCCACUGAACAAAUGGAGAGACACUUUUUGGAGGCAGGGUCCUUAGUGGUUCUGAUAAGAGAAGAGAUUUGAUUGUUGUUGGUGAUGGCCUGAUUGAGUGAUGUCUCAAACAUGUAGUAGCCGAGUCCUUUCACAUCUGAAGUGGCCAUGCGAAAGUUUGCACGGAGAGUGGAUUCACAUAAACUCGAGUAUUUUGUUUUUUGACAAGUAUCGUAAAUCAAAUCCGCCGAAGAGUACUCACAAACGAAGAGAAGAAGCAUCGUCACAACAAUAAUAUUAGUUGAUUUCAUCAU
Messenger RNA from Impatiens glandulifera, 1473 nucleotides. RefSeq lists its product as uncharacterized. The coding region runs from base 49 to 792 and encodes 247 amino acids. NCBI's taxonomy places the organism in Eukaryota, Viridiplantae, Streptophyta, Magnoliopsida, Ericales, Balsaminaceae. The transcript is spliced from 5 exons. The record is from RefSeq and is a predicted model, not a curated record.